AUGGAGAGGCUCCAUCUACCAUUUGCCCUACUUCUCUUUCUGGCAAGGGUUAGCCAUUAUCAUGUUGUGGCGACACCAGAGAGGUACUGGGCCCAGGCACUCCCUAACACUCCAAUGCCUGAUGCUAUUCGCACCCGCUUUCGCCCCGUGCCAUCAGGACUGCUGCAUAUGGGUUUGCGUAAUCGCGACCCCCGCUUCCCAUACUCCGACUUUUCUCAAGAAAAUCGUGAUCCAAGAGAAACCACCCUCUUCUUAGAAAAGGACUUGAAAGUAGGAAUGAACAAAAUUCUCCACUUUCCCAAGUCGGAAUUCAGAUGUGCCUCUCCUUUCUUUUCUCGCGAGGAUGCAUAUGCCGUACCUUUCUUCUCUGCGGAGCUACCACGCAUCUUACAACGCUUCUCAUUUCCUCCCGCUUCUAGUGAGGCUGUACAAGUUGGUGUUACCCUAAAAUGGUGCGAAUCAUUGGAAGCCGGGGAGAAAUGCCUCACAUCUUUAGAGGCCAUGAUAGAUUACGCUACCCCCUCUGAUCAGGACCAUAACAUUACGGUACUCCGCACUAUCAUCAACAAGGAUUCUGUGCUCCAAGCUUAUGCUGCAACAAAAGUGCAGAGAGUGCCUGCUCAAGCAAGCUCCACAUUGUGCCAUAACAUGCCUUACCUUUAUGCUGUGUACUAUUGCCACUAUAUCGGAGAAGGAAGAAUCUACAAGGUGAAGUUGGAAGGGGAAGAUGGAAGCACAGUGGAUGCGAUUGCAGGGUGCCAUCCUCACACUAAGAAUUGGGAACCACUUUCAUACUGGUUUCAAGCCCUCCCCACAGGCAAAAAGGCAGAUCAACACAAUUAUGCUUGCCAUUUCUUACCAGAUACUCACAUCGUUUGGGCUCAUGUUUAA
Molecule: messenger RNA, 891 nt
Organism: Amborella trichopoda
Lineage: Eukaryota; Viridiplantae; Streptophyta; Magnoliopsida; Amborellales; Amborellaceae
Product: BURP domain-containing protein 3-like
Source: RefSeq, a predicted model, not a curated record